UCUCACUGAGGCAGUCCUUAAAUACCUUCUAAUACUGCUGGAGUUUUAUUCUUUUGACAUUUGCAGCAGACCUGAUUUGGUGGAUGCCCCCCCAGGCAAAAGCUUACAUAUUUAACUGGAUUUAAUCUUUUUUUUCUUUUUAUUGGACUACCAACCCUUGAUAAGAAUUUUUCCACCUACACCCACAUUGUAACAGAAUUAUUAAAUCCACUCGUGACUUUGUGAACUAGCGCUCUCGACGCAAACUUUGUGCCAUGGCAAACUCUUGCCUCCAACUGUGCGGCUUUCUCCUGAGCAGCCUGGGCUGGCUGGGGAUUGUGAUCUCCACGUCCACCAAUGACUGGGUGACGAUGUGUAAGUACGGCGUGACCACCUGUAAGAAGCUGGACGAGCUGCAGUCCAAGGGACCCUGGGAGGAGUGUGUCAUCUCCACAGCACUCUACCACUGUGUCUCCUAUACACAGAUCCUGGAGCUGCCAGCCUACAUCCAGACCACUCGAGCCCUAAUGAUCCUAGGGUCGAUCCUGGGUCUCCCUGCGGUGAUUCUCCUUCUCAUGUCUAUGCCUUGCAUCAGCAUUGGAAAUGACGCGCAGAGCGCCAAGAACAAACGGGCCAUCCUGGGAGGAGUGCUGAUGGUUGUUGUUGCAUUGUGCGCUUUGGUCCCAACCAUCUGGUUCCCCAUCGGUGCCAACCAAGAGCUCGGCCUCAUGUCUUUCGGCUUCUCCCUCUACGCCGGAUGGGUGGGCACCGUUUUCUGCCUGCUGGGUGGCGUGAUGCUCAUGUGCUCGUCGGACUCCUCCACCUCCUCUCCACGCAGCUACCAGGACAACAACCACUAUUACUACUCCAAACACGGAGGCGGCAACCUGCCAGCAGCCUCCUCCAACCAUCAUGCCAAAAGUGCCCACGUCUAAGGUUGGAGAUACCGUUGGGUCCCAUGGGGAUUCUUGUACCUAGAGACAUUUGCACAAAAGGCAAACAUUUAUGACGUCCAUGUUUUACCGUACGAUGUGAAGGAAUAUAGACGCAAACAACGCAGAGAUAGAACAUUUAAUUACAGUUUGAUCCUUGUUUUUGUCCUAAAGUGCCAAUUUUCCAACCUCCACACAAAGAGGUGUGGUGUGGACUCACCCCACUGUUACAUAAAUGUACAAUCUCAUAAUACAAAGACUUGUUUAAUGAGAACCCUGAUGAUGGAAUCUCAUCAGGGUCUUUGCCACUUUUAAAUCUACUUAAUAUUUUUGUUUUGAUCAAAUAUGGGUGUGGUUAUGUUAUUUUUUUUAAGCUAAAUUGUUCUUUUUUCUGUACAUGGAUUUUUUUGGACAGUAUUACUAACUCCUGAGUGAUGGACUUGAUUAAAACGAUUGAUCACUGUGUUUAGCUAAACUGAACAUGGACCCUGACGUGAAGGUUUACCAAGCAGUGUUUAUAUCUCUGUAAAAGAAUCGGAAUUUACAGAGUAAAUGUAUUUUUGUUGUUGUUUUAACAGUCAACAAAGAGCAAAAAUUAAAUGUCACAUUUUAGAUAUACAUGUUUUUUUUGUUUUUUUUGUUUUUUACUAAUUUUGUUGUUUUAGGUUUAAUAAACACUUGUUUUACAUAAACACAUGCGGCAUUAAAACAUUUCUUAACCACACUUCCUAGUGUCGAGCAGCUAUUUCUGUUUUGCAGGCGUGUUGAAAAACAAUAGUUGUAGUAAUUAGUUUAUUUCUUAAAACUGUUACACCAGUGGAUGUGAUUUUGGAAUGGAACUACAUCACUAAAGCAGAACAACUAAGUUCCUAAAUUGUUGAAAUUGGAGGCUCCUUCCAGUCUCUUUUAAAGACAAACCAGACUAGUGAAUACUAAACAACACAAAACACUAACUCUACCAGAACGUGUCUUUGGACCACUUUGGCAGGUUCUAAGCCCAGAUAAAGAAAGAGGUCGGAAAUUUAGUUGGAUGUACAAAAUGUAUAAAUAGACACUCAAAAAUCAUUUCAACCCACAAAGACUUGUUCCCAUGGGGGAUUUUAAAAUCAUUCUUUUCAACUAACUCUUUGGUAGUUUCAGCAUUAGAAGUCACUUUUUUUCUUUUUCAUUUAUUUAGUUUUGUUUUACAUUUCUUUUGUGUUUAGAAUCUAACCCAAUGCGCUAGUUAAAGCCCAGAGCCCAACCCUGUGUUAAAUCAAACCAGGUCUGGUUCUAUUAGCAGACUAGUUUCUUCUGAACUCAGCAUUUUUUAAGAGUGCAGUUUUCUCAUCUGCGGUUUUCUGAUGUGAUGGGUUUUUAAAAAAAAUUUUUUUUAUCUCACUCGUCAUGAUUUAAAUAGUAAUAGAAAUUUGUUUGCACAUGGAAAAUUCUUUACGCAUUGAGAUAAGCGGCAAUGCGUCUCGCGAUGACGUGAUCCGAUUUCCGCUGCAGAUCGGUGACUCAGAUUGACUGUCUUAGCAUAUCGGAGUCUUUGUGCGAACAAGAUUAGCAAUUUUGUAUCUAAGCUAAAACAAGAAAAGAUGGUGUAUUUCUGUAAUCUCUGUGACCUUGACUGAGAUAAGCACAGAAUAAUAUGUCCCACAGACUCAGCCUCCCAGUCUCUUCUGGUAACCACACACACACACACACACACGCACAGUGGGUGAUAACUGUGCCCAAUGUGUGUACUCCUCUGCCUAAAUCAAGGUCGCUGAGUCACUGCACAGAUGAGAACAUUGUGUGAUUUCUCUUUGCCGUCAGCUUAUCUUGAAACGGAUACAAACGCGCGCGCACAUCACUGAUCUUCACUCAGUUACUGUUUCAUUUUUACUUCUUCUGUGAUUUCCUGGCAUGUCUGUGAUUGCGGGUAUGUCAUCACAGCCGAGCGUGCGUUCCCUGCAAAGGGAAGCCAUUCCUGGUACAGAGCCAUCCACUUCACAAGAGACAGAUGGAAGGAUCCUGAGCAAAUAAGCUGUCCUGUGUUGAUGAAAUGAUAUUUAAUACACUAUGAUUAAACACAUCACAAAACUC
Gambusia affinis (western mosquitofish) is the source of this 2981-nucleotide messenger RNA. It is a transcript of the gene cldn11a, whose product is annotated as claudin 11a. Gene Ontology annotation, biological process: bicellular tight junction assembly; cell adhesion. The transcript is spliced from 3 exons. Gene Ontology annotation, molecular function: structural molecule activity. Lineage: Eukaryota; Metazoa; Chordata; Actinopteri; Cyprinodontiformes; Poeciliidae. Bases 255 to 914 code for a protein of 219 amino acids. Gene Ontology annotation, cellular component: plasma membrane; bicellular tight junction. The record is from RefSeq and is a predicted model, not a curated record.